UGGCAAUAUGGCGCUGACUUUGAGGAAUGAUAUCUGGAGAUGCUGAGAGCGUGUUGGAGAUUACAAGCACAUAUUCAAAUUCUUGUUCUUAAUCAAAUGGAGAUGAAUGAAUAGGAUCAAUCUCUCUCUGAGGGAAAUUAGUAAUUGAAGAGCUGUCGUUCAGGACUUCUGUGUCCUGCCCUAGCACGUCAUCAAAGUUUUCAGAUCAUCAAAUUACCAUCAAGGUACAGUAUAUCCACUCAACUUCAUAAUGUAAAAUUAUAACUUCAUUCUCCAUAUUGAUUCUAGAUUACAAUUCUUACUGUGUGAUGUCUGAUUUCAAGUUAUUUAAAGAGAACACCUUCACCCACCCAAAAUAUGAUUGAAUCAAAAUAACGCAAUUUCGGCUCAUGUUCCCCAGCAGUUAUGUACCACAGACGUCCUUUCCAAAUAGUAAUAACACUCAGAAUAUAUAGCACACAGACCUUCUCAAGUCUAAUGUGGUUUUCAAUGAGGACCAGGUCCUCAUUUGUCACUUUCCAUUGUCGACUUGCAAAAUGGACACUCAACUUCUCAAUGACAGUUGCCUCUACUCUGACCAAAUCACGACUACAUGUGAAUAGAGGAGGGGAAAUGGCUGUUAGAAUAUGAAUAUGACAUGAAUAUGGGAACAACAAAAAAGUGCAGUAUAUUCUACUCCUUACUGCAUACAUUCAAAACCCAAACAUGGCCCAAAGUUCACAUGCGGUUCUGGAAAAGACACAGAUACCAGAAGAAAAAAAGUAUAUAUUUUUUUUUUACAUGUUGAUUGUUUUUCUUUAUAUUUUAGCAAUGAGGUUAAAAUAAUAUCUUAAACUGUGUAGUGUACAAAUCUAAGCUAGCACAACAAUAUUAAUUUAUUCCCAUAAAGUCCUAUGAAGGGUAUUUUAAUUUAAUUGGGAAACAAUCUAAACAACAACACUCUAAUGUAAAUGUCAAAUAUAAUUUCCCAGGGAGAAUUGUCAGCAUGAACAAGUGUGUAAAAGCUGCAAGAGUUUUAGUGUGGGAAAGUGACACAUUCCAGGGUAGCUAGUAGAAAAGGAAAGUGGGAAACCACUGUAUGAAUGGGUACACUACACACUUUUUAAUUAAGGGAUACAUAGUUGGGUGAUCACUGGAUCAUAAUCAUUUUUUUUUUUAGAUUCAAUGAAUGACCUAAAUUCCUCUGUCCACACAUGCCAAUUACUGGUCAAGUAUAAUUUGAUAUUGUUUUCUUGGAGUAAACAGGAACAUUAAAUUUCUCCAGAGAGCGGAAAUGACCCAGGAUAUCACAACAGAAAAGAGAGGCACACUUGAGUUAUUGUACAACCACAGACAGUGCUUCGGAUCAACACAAUUGAAGUUGCUCCCAGAUUGACAUGAUGCUAUAUGUUUUGAAUUGUAAAUAAACGUUUGGUCAGUGAAUGUGGCACUGAAAUUGAGAACACGUGCUCAGUAUGAAAAUAUAAUGGGAAAACUUAUUUAUACACAACAUUUGGUAACUUUAAAGUUAAUCUUUGUAAAUGUACCUUUUUUUAUGUAAGCAGAUGUGCUUAUAUUGUACAUCUACAACAAUCUGUCAUAGGUCAAUUAUUUAUGAAUCUGUUAUGAAAUUGGUGAAAUUCAGGCACAGUUUCUCGCCUAUAUGACAAAUAGCCAUAUGAUAUGUUGCGGGAGUUGAGAAACCUAGCUUGAAGACAGAAAAGAAGGAAAACUUGAGGUAUUCCAGCCUGGUCUCAUAGACUAGACAUAAUAUAGUAAACGAAAAACGCUGAGACAACGUUUUCACACUUGGUCCCUUUCAGACAGUUUUUGUGAACUCAAUGUGGUUUGUUUAAUUUUGAUUUGUGCAGUGUGAACACUCCAAAAUAACUCAAAAGAGCCCCGAAGAGAUCUGAACUGAGACCAUCUCUAGAGGUGUUCUGACUUCGCUUUGCUUGAAUUUUGGGUCUGGUUCCAUUUUUUUAGGACAAUGAACGCCAAGCUCCCCAAAUUCGCUUGUCAUUAUUCCCGCACCACACACUAGACUACUGCAACACUGUUUUCCCUGCCAUAAACCCUCACGUUGGUGUCACAAAAGAGAAGAUGAGGAUGUGCAUGUUCGUGGGGAAAAACGGCUGUUUUUGGAUAUUGACUAGCGAUUGUCAAGGACUUUAAUUUUUGUUGAGAUACAAAAAAAAAAUAUGUGGUCUAUAGGCUAAGAGAGCUUCAUAAGCUGUUUAUUGAUUUUGGAGAUUGAAUAAUGUGAGAAGACAACAUAUUUGGUGAAAAUCACACCAUAGGUUAGGCAAUCUAUUCUAGCUCUUAAAAGGGCAGUAGCCCACCUUGGGUGUACAAUAUUCAAUGACAGCAUUAUUCUGUAGUUACUCUAUUGCUAUGUAUUAUGUUACCAAUCAAAUUUACAUGUUAAUAGUAUCUUCUGAUUAUAAUUAAUGUCUAAUUUUUUAACUAAAUGCAAUCUAUUAGCUUCUAAAAUGUAAGUAGUUAUAUCUAGCUGUCUGGGAACACAUUUGGAUAAAAUGGCUUGUCCUGCACUUUGUAAAAACCCAGAGUGCGUGUUGGAAAAAGAUCUUGGUUCCUUUCUAAACAUAGCAAUGUGAUUGUUUGGGUGAUUGGGCAGAGUGGAUGUCUAGUAACCCAAAUGUUGCGUAUCUGAAUGUCAUCACGAGCAACAUUAGCAUUUUAGCUAAUUAGCAACUUUGCAACUACUUAGUAUGUUAGGUUAAAUUGUUAAGGUUAGCUAACCAUACGAAUUCUAAUACCUAACAUAUAAUAAAUGGAUAAUGGACAUCCACAAAUUAAUACAUACCAUACAUAACUUAUACUAAUUUGAGGGCCAGGCUUUUUGUUUACUAUGCUACGUCUACCCCCUGAGUCCAGGUUGCUAUUCAGGAGUGUGGGUGCUGGUACAAUCUCGUAGAGCUCGGGGAACGCAUCGAAUAUGAAUUGGAAACUUUUUAUGGUUGCAUGUUGAAUUUGAUGACUAAUUUAACAACAUCCAAUGGAUAAAGAAACCAUGUCCACCAAUUUUGGUCUAUCAAGAACUUUGAAAAGGACAGGCAGUUUGUCUUCGAGAACGGUCAGGAUAGUGAUAUUGGGCCAAGCGGCUGUUGGCAAAACUGCAAUGGCUGUGCGCUUUAUCACUAGAAGAUUCAUUGGCGAGUAUGACCCAACGCUCGAGACCAUAUACAGACAUGAGAUGUCUAUUGGUGGUGAUGUGGUACACUUUGAAAUACUGGACACAGCAGGGCAGGAGGAAGAUGCCCUGCUGAUCGAAGAGAAGAUAAAGUGGGGAGAUGGAUUUGUGAUUGUGUACUCUGUAACAGACAGGUGUAGCUUUGACGAGGUCAUGCGCCUCUGUUUCCUGGUCAAUCACAUCCACUCCUCUUCAGGCGCCCGCAAGUGCAGCCCUGAGCCUCCUCCCAUAGUUAUUGUGGCCAACAAGAAAGACCUUGAGUUUGACCGAAUGGUGAGUACUGAGGAUGGAGAAGGCCUGUCACAGGGUCUAAAACUGCCCUUCCACGAGAUUUCAGUGCGUGACGGAUGGGAAGAGACAGCGGCCGUCUUUAGUGUUCUUUAUGGAGAUGUGAUCCAGCAACUUGACACUUCCCCAGCCUCAUUUCGCAGGAGAGCAGUCUCCAAGCUGAUGGAUAAGAUCCCCAGGAUCAACUCCAAUCCUCCUGGCCCCUCUGGCCGCAGCUUCAGCUUCAGCUCAUUCAGGGACUUCCUGCCUGACUGAGCCGGAUGGGUUGGGGCUCUGAACAGCGUCUGUGAUUUGGGUAUUCACAGGGGGAAAGUGAAACAUGUUGUUUUGGCAGCGUGCCUCUCUAGAAUAGCUGUGUUAGUGCUCUAUGGAAAGUGAUACACUUGGACACCUGGAUACCUGGAUAAGAGACUUGGACACAUUCGAUCGGAAGAUGGACCUAGCAACUACUGUAGAAUGUAAUUCUAUAAAUAUUUGUGGGGAUAAGAUUAAAAUCAAGCGUAAUAAGAGUAUUACAAUUCUGUUUGUAUUUUGACGAGACAUGAACAACAAACUAAAUAUCAAAAACAUCUAGUAAUAAAAUGUAAAUAUUUGUUACAGUAUCAUGAGAAUAAAAUGAACAUUCUGCA
Molecule: messenger RNA, 4110 nt
Organism: Oncorhynchus tshawytscha (Chinook salmon)
Lineage: Eukaryota; Metazoa; Chordata; Actinopteri; Salmoniformes; Salmonidae
Product: ras-related and estrogen-regulated growth inhibitor
Exons: 6
Coding region: 2999-3736 (245 amino acids)
Molecular function (GO): GTPase activity; GTP binding
Source: RefSeq, a predicted model, not a curated record